AUGGCGCAGCAUAAUGAUGAGACAACUAUUUGGCAAGGAACAACAUGGCCUCUUGGUUGUUUAUCUCCUUUAUGUUGUAGUUCGGUUCGUUGGAGAAUAACAAACAAAAGAAUUGACUCCGUUUCGGGUUGUUGUGGCUCGACUGAACACACCGUGGAUAUUCGCCGGAUCACCGAUUUGGGUUUUCAUCGGUCAUGCCUUCAAAUGCUUUCUGGUCGAGGAACCUUAACAAUUCAUGUUGCAGAUCAACCUCCUUUAUCCGUUACAUCAUUUGGUAUGAAAGGCGCGUAUACAAGAUUGAAAGAAGCAUGGCUGGCUACUAAAGGCGUUGUUGCUGUUUUCUACGAUGUGUCUGUUCGCAUUAAAAGAUUCUGA
Dentiscutata erythropus is the source of this 375-nucleotide messenger RNA. NCBI's taxonomy places the organism in Eukaryota, Fungi, Glomeromycota, Glomeromycetes, Diversisporales, Gigasporaceae. The record is from the annotation of a GenBank genome assembly.